CUAAGAGCAUUAAGAAAAUCAAUGGAUGUUUCCAAAGAACAUCAGUACAUGAGCCACCCUCCAUGGACACAGAAGGCGACCUAUGCGGGAAGGGGCACACGUUGCGCGAGGCUCACGAUAUCAGUCUUAAUCUACGAGCCACGAAGAGCACAGAAGCAGCUUUAUGGAGUUGCAAAUUAUUUACACAAGGUCAAACGGAACACUCUUUUCUGUGGCAUCAGGCUAAACAAGACUGAACAUAGGGAGACUAGUAGAACUUAGAAGUUUGGCUUCUCAAGAUUCAAGAAUCCCAAUAGGGCUUUUGAGUUUCAAGUUUCUAUAGUGUCUUUUGCUCCUAUAACUUCUUUUCUUUUUCAUUUUCUUGGGAAACCAACAAAGCAGAAAGAGAGAACACUAAUGAAGCAAUGAUUAAGGA
Molecule: messenger RNA, 415 nt
Organism: Rubroshorea leprosula
Lineage: Eukaryota; Viridiplantae; Streptophyta; Magnoliopsida; Malvales; Dipterocarpaceae
Source: the annotation of a GenBank genome assembly